Limulus polyphemus (Atlantic horseshoe crab) is the source of this 2265-nucleotide messenger RNA. RefSeq names its product homeobox protein CDX-1-like. The transcript has 2 exons. Gene Ontology annotation, cellular component: nucleus. Bases 268 to 1212 code for a protein of 314 amino acids. Gene Ontology annotation, molecular function: DNA-binding transcription factor activity, RNA polymerase II-specific; RNA polymerase II transcription regulatory region sequence-specific DNA binding. Lineage: Eukaryota; Metazoa; Arthropoda; Merostomata; Xiphosura; Limulidae. Gene Ontology annotation, biological process: animal organ morphogenesis; anterior/posterior axis specification; regulation of transcription by RNA polymerase II. The record is from RefSeq and is a predicted model, not a curated record.
GGCAGACAUUCUAGCGAAAGGGGUGCUCUCUGGAGAAAGUUAACUUAGAUUUAUUGGUGCUCAGAGCAAAACAAGUCGUCGUUUUAAGUGGAGUGAUAGUAGCACAGCGUGAUCGUAAGAAGAGAAGAUUCUGUUUUCAAAAACGCUCGUUUUUCGGCAAGUUUAAUUUCAGCGAAGUAACUGUGUUGUUCAAGUUCUUGAUUACAUCCAGCAGAAGCACUGGAGUUUCCACGUGCUUCUAGGUUAUGUCCAGACAGCACUGACACUAUGGUCCUUUAUUACGAUACUCACUACGCAAUGUUUCCAACACCGUCCCAUCAGACAACCUUUAACCCAUAUCCGUACGCAUCCAACCCAAUGCAACAAGCUCCAUUAUCACAUUAUGGGUCUGGUCAACAGGGUUAUGAUUUGGGAUGUCCAGUGUCCGAAACAAUGCUCCAACAGGGUUGGCACACUCCGUCCGUCUACCCUGUCUCUAGCACCAACGGCGGCUCGUGUGCUCGUGCAGCUACAAAUCCCAACAACUAUGAAGACUGGUCUCAGUCCCAAGGUUCGCUCUCAAAUCCCAGUCCUUGUUCCAAUGUCGGCAUGCCGGUCAAUUUAUCUUCGACCACUGGUCAGCAGUGUAAUUUUGGGCUCCCUACUUACAGACAACAUGAUAUUAUGACCAAUUGCCAAGGAACAAUCAGUUUGGCGGAUUUGGUCCACCCUCCUGACAAUGGAGCAACAACUUCUACGGACGAAUCUCCGUCCCCAUGCUCCGGAAUCAGUAGCGGCCUAGUACCGUCACCAGGUAUUCGAAACCAGCCUCGGCCACAACCUGUUCGUAGUCCGUACGAGUGGAUGAAGCGGCCAUCCUACCAACAGCCAGGCCAGGUGUUGCCAGGAAAAACCAGAACUAAAGAUAAAUACCGCGUUGUCUACACCGACCACCAACGGCUGGAGCUAGAAAAAGAGUUUCACUACAGUCGUUAUAUCACCAUUCGGCGGAAAACUGAAUUGGCUACCAUGUUAGGCCUAACAGAGCGUCAAGUGAAAAUAUGGUUUCAGAACCGUAGAGCCAAAGAAAGAAAGCAAGCCAGAAAACAAGAGGAAAUUUUACGUAAAGAAAAAGAACAAGUUCAACACGAUAUCACCGCGGGUCCAGGUUUUGGCAUCGCAAACAAACCCAUUUCUGCUGUGAUUAAUAUGAACCCAGGUCAUUGUACCUAAGUAUUACCUAUAACAUUGCUAUUGAUAUGAGCACAAACGCCAAGUUAAUAGACAUAUUCUUACAAACGAUAAAUGUAUAUUAAUAAGAUGUGCAAGGUCAGAAUAUCAGUAUAUUAGUUAGUGACUUUCUUCGUAUUCUUCGCUGUAAUUGCCAAUAUAUUUCAUUGUAGAAAGAAGUAUGACGUCAGUGAGUUUAGUGUGCAUAGCAGACUGACUUGCUGAACAUAUAUUUGAAACAGGUUUAUAAUGACGACGUUUUGUAGGCAAAGUAUGAAGAGAAACGAGAGAACAAUUGAAUCCUCAAAGUGUUUGAAAUAUCUUGAAUGACAUGAAACACUUGAAGAUUUUUUGUGUGCAAUUUUAGUGAUCUGAAGAAAGAUAAAUAAUUUUGUUGAGCUUUGUUUGUUGUAUAUUGGGAUCAUUUGAAUAUUGUUAUUAUUUUAUGUCUUUGAAAUGUUGAGAAAAAUUAAUAUUGGAGAAAUUUAACUUGAAUAUUGUCCCGAACGCCCGUAUUAAAGUUAAAAGCUGUUAAGAUUUUUUUUUUUCAUUUACAGCAUUUAUCUUGCAAGGAUCUAUAUUUUUUAUUAGGACACAAUCAGUUUUCCCUACCCGUUCAAGGAAUUUUAUUUUUUAUUAGGACACAAUCAGUUUUCCCUACCCGUUCAAGGAACUAUAUUUUUUAUUAGGACACAAUCAGUUUUCCCUACCCGUUCAAGGAAUUAUUUUUUAUUAGCACACAAUCAGUUUUCCUUACCCGUUCAAGGAACUAUAUAUAUAUAUAUACAAUCAGUUUUCCCUACCCGUUCAAGGAACUAUAUUUUUUAUUAGGACACAAUCAGUUUUCCCUACCCAUUCAAGGAACUAUAUUUUGGUUAGGACACAGUCAAUUUCUGCUACGCAUUAAUGGUGUACUCUAAAUCUAGCGUACGACACCCAAGAACAUUGACGAAGUUUUCAUCGUUAAUCUCCAAAACUCCUAUCUAUAGAUGUGAAGUCUACAUUAAAUUCGUUAAGACAUGAUGCGAAUAAUGUUUUGACUGUAGACUAAAUAAA